AUGCCCACGGAGUACGAGAGCAAGCUCAAGACAAUUUUUACAGGCAUGCAGCGGCUAACAGCUACCGACGCACAGUCUUCUUCAGUCAAAGAUUCUGGCAAGCGCCGGCUGGGCUUCAGCAUGUAUGAGUCCCUCUGCUCCAAAUCGUUGGCAGCUGUGGACAGCGGCUUCGUUCACUUGUUUCUUGUGAUUUCAUGGAACUUGAUGGCACGCUCCAAGUCAACGGAGACCAUUCAAUUGGACCACAUUUCGUUCGAAGAAGAUGCCGUGGGAAUCACAUACUUCAAGUCCAAAACAGACCAAGCAGGGACAAAGAGGCGCGAUCCCAGGCACGUUUACGCCAACCCGUCGUCUCCUGCCCUUUGUGCUUUUCUUGCGUUUGGGAAUUACUUUGCGUGCAACCCCACCUUGACCAGCGGAGCUCUAUUUCCUGGGGCCAGGCAGCGCGAUCGUUUUGGCAAGGCGUUGAAGACGUUGGUGCUUUCUGUCUUUGGUGACAACGCCGAAGGUGCAGUUGGAACACAUUCGAUCCGGAAGGGUGCAGCAACGUUCGUGUGCUCCGGCAGCACGAGUGGACCAUCAGUCAUCAGCGUGUGCCUUCGCUGCGGGUGGUCUCUUGGCAACGUUGUCGAGAGGUACAUGCACUACGAGAAGGCCGGCGAUCAGUUCGUUGGCCGUGUCGUAGCAGGACUACCCCUUAACAGCGCUGGAUAUGCGCAACUGCCGCCCCAUUUUAUCAGCAUUCGACGACGCAAUCGUCGCCAGCGCCGUCCGAUGCAUGUUUCCUGGUCUUUCGAAGAGCAUCGCGAUUUUUGGAGUCCUGAAACUCAGUUUGGCCUCACUUGUGCAUCAUUCCGACUACCUGCGCAGUAA
This is a messenger RNA of Aphanomyces astaci, 873 nucleotides long. RefSeq lists its product as hypothetical. Gene Ontology annotation, biological process: DNA integration; DNA recombination. The record is from RefSeq and is a predicted model, not a curated record. Gene Ontology annotation, molecular function: DNA binding. Bases 1 to 873 code for a protein of 290 amino acids. The transcript has a single exon. Lineage: Eukaryota; Oomycota; Saprolegniomycetes; Saprolegniales; Verrucalvaceae.